This is a messenger RNA of Aspergillus puulaauensis, 4128 nucleotides long. It is a transcript of the gene atg26, whose product is annotated as UDP-glucose:sterol glycosyltransferase. The transcript has 3 exons. Lineage: Eukaryota; Fungi; Ascomycota; Eurotiomycetes; Eurotiales; Aspergillaceae. The record is from RefSeq and is a predicted model, not a curated record. Gene Ontology annotation, biological process: carbohydrate metabolic process. Gene Ontology annotation, molecular function: hexosyltransferase activity; UDP-glycosyltransferase activity. Bases 1 to 4128 code for a protein of 1375 amino acids.
AUGCGACCAUUCAAAGACGAUACGAAGCGGCGAGUGGAGCGGAAACUCAGCGGAAACAAGCAGUCCAUAUCGAGGAGCAUGUUUUCAAGCUCCUUCCCGGAACGCCUAAAAGAAGACCAUGAUGAUUCUCAGAUGGAUUAUACAGCUCCACCGGGUGGCGGCAAGUCUGGAGACGGAUUGCAGUACAUGCACCAAUCUUUAUUGUCUGUGAUUGCUACAGUAGGUAGCCGCACCGAGUCCGGUGCGCGCAUCGACAGCUCUAGCGAUAGCGAGGAAGAUACCGACAAAAAAACCUCCCAGCCGUCUGGGAAAUCUUCAGGCAAACAAAAUACAGCGUCGUCGGAAAUGGGUGGAACUAAACAAGUACCUUCGGCUCCAGAAACGAGGACUAGCUCGAAGGAACGCGGCCGCCGCCACCGGAGGUCAAUAUCAGACCAUAAGCUCUUUCGGCCUUUCAAAUCGGGGUCCAUCAAUCAGGAUAAGGAACAUGAUAAAUCAUCAAUAAGCGGCAGGCUAUCCCCGCUCCCGGCUCUCCCUCGACCACGCAGCGCGACGCCUCGAGCCGCUCCUAUCUUGAGCCGCAUGGUCGAGGCGCGAGCACUUUUAGAUACGGAGACCCCGGAAGAGAGCUCACAGUCCUCUUCACAAGAAGAGAAGAACGAUACCAUUUCUCAACAAUCCGCGGCGUCUCCACUUUCUCUGCGAUUGAUGGAGAUGUUUCAUUUCGCUGCGCCCGAAAAGAUAGUCGUGGAAUACUCUUGCUGCUUACUACAAAGCAUGCUUUUGCAGGGUUACAUGUAUGUGACCGAAGGGCAUAUAUGCUUCUACGCCUAUCUCCCUAAAAAGUCCACGAUCGCCAUCAAGUCCGGCUAUAUCUAUAAGCGUGGCCGAAAGAACCCUACGUACAAUCGCUACUGGUUUUUAUUGAAGAAAGACGUUCUUUCUUACUAUACCGACUCAUCCAAUCUUUACUUUCCCAGCGGCCAGAUCGACUUGCGAUAUGGGAUCUCUGCGUCUCUCACCGAGUCCAAAGAGAAAGGAAGAGACUCGAGAGACUUCCAGGUCACAACUGACCAUCGAACAUACUACUUCAGAGCAGACAGUUCGACGGAUGCGAGGGAAUGGGUUAAAUCGUUGCAGAAAGUCAUUUUCAGGACGCACAAUGAGGGCGAAAGCAUCAAAGUCUCGUUUCCGAUUGAGAAGAUUUUGGAUAUAGAAGAGAGCCCCAUGGCUGAAAUCGCCGAGACGUUCAAAUUACGUGUCGUUGAUGAGGAGUCGUAUGCUAUUGAUGAGUAUUACUUUACCUUAUUCGAUUCAGGUCACGACGCGUUCAAUCUCCUAAAAGGCCUGAUUCGGAGCACCCCGACGAAGGAUUCUUCGCCCAGCAAAUCACCUUUACCAGACAACACAGCUCACCCUAAGAGGUCCCGUGGGUCACAAAGCAGGUGGUCUAUCACCAGUGGAGGUAAACCCCAAGGGACGCCGUCACGACGGCGCAGUGCGAGCACCGGCAUUCUGAGUGCCGAUACGGGCAUUGAAAAGUCACCACGGAUGAAGCAGCAGGAGUCAUCAACUUCGUUUGUUAACUCCAUAGACCAGAUCACUGAAUCAUCAGCAGUAUUGCAGUCAAUGACGGACACAACGGAGUCAGCGAGUCAGAUACUGAACCGGAGCGACGUAUUCCAUUCUCCCACGAUACAAACGUGGCAACGACGGACCUCCGAUGCGACAAAGCCUAACCGUCGCCGUUCAGACGAAAUGACCAGAUCAAUAACAGAGCACGCGCAUGAUGGGCUGUCUCGGACACGAGAAGACCUUUAUGCUGCUUAUAUUUCUGAGCAAGACUCGAAGGAUGCUUCUAAGCUCUACUCUCCGGCCACGUUGAACGACCUUGUUAGGGCCGGGUCGUACCCUCUUCAACGCGCUGCCGGGCUCGCAGAAUAUUUGAAGAGUUAUUCUAGGGAUAUGAGUACGUUAUUAGCAACCGAGUCCAUGAGCUAUCUGGAAAAGGUCUCCGGAAUGUGGGCUGGUGGUCGAAGGCAUUAUGGAGACCUUGAGGGCGUCCUACCAGACGACCGCGCAUUAUAUCCUGAAACUACAGAAGAAAGUAUGAGAGACGGAAACCGCUUCCGAGCUCAUUUUGCGCUGCCGCCGACAGAGAAACUUGAGGCGGCCUAUUUCGCCCAUCUGCACCGUGCACUUCCCCUCUAUGGGAAGAUUUACAUCAGCCAGAAUAGGGUUUGCUUUCGCAGCCUUUUGCCGGGCACGCGAACAAAAAUGAUACUUCCCCUUCAUGAUAUCGAAAAUGUGGAGAAGGAGAAGGGCUUUCAAUUUGGGUAUCACGGGCUUGUUGUUGUCGUUAGAGGUUACGAAGAACUAUUCUUUGAAUUCAACACCGCAGAUGCACGUGAUGACUGUGCCGUAACGAUAAUCCGGCAGCUCGAGCCUGUUAAGCUUCUGGUCGAGUCAGGCUUGUUAUCACAGCCGGAGAGCGAUGAGUCCGAGGCGGCACAAACGGAACACCGAAUGCUGGAAGAAGCCCGCUUGAAUGCUUCGACAGAGCAAACACUUCGUUCGCAACUCAGCGAAUCUUCUGAGCUUCCUUCUAUCUUUGACGACCCUCGCGCUUCCAUUGUUGAUUUCAAGCCACCCGAGCCUUUGUCAAUUACAUGCCUAACUAUUGGCUCACGGGGUGAUGUGCAGCCUUAUAUUGCUCUAUGCAAAGGUUUGCUUGCGGAGGGGCAUAAACCCAGGAUCGCAACUCAUGCGGAAUUCGGGCCGUGGGUCCGGAAACAUGGCAUUGAUUUCGCUCCUGUUGACGGCGAUCCGGCUGAGCUUAUGCGGCUGUGCGUGGAGAACGGAAUGUUUACUUACUCCUUUCUGAAAGAGGCCAGCGCGAAGUUUCGAGGUUGGAUCGAUGACCUUCUGUUGUCUGCAUGGACGGCCUGCCAGGGUAGCGAUCUUCUCAUCGAAUCUCCAAGUGCCAUGGCGGGAAUCCAUGUUGCCGAGGCUCUUAGGAUUCCAUAUUUCCGUGGUUUCACCAUGCCGUGGUCAAGAACACGAGCAUACCCUCAUGCAUUCGCGGUACCUGAACAUAGGAUGGGCGGUGCGUAUAACUAUAUCACGUAUGUGAUGUUCGAGAACGUCUUCUGGAAGGCCAUUUCUGGGCAAGUGAACCGUUGGAGAAUGAGCGAGCUAGGACUCAAGGCCACGAACCUGGACAAGAUGCAGCCCAACAAGGUUCCGUUCCUUUACAAUUUCUCUCCUUCAGUUGUGCCUCUACCCCUAGACUUCCCAGACUGGGUUCGGAUCACGGGUUAUUGGUUCCUCAGCGAGAGCUCUGACUGGACUCCUCCAAAGGAGCUCGCAGAGUUUAUCCAGCGCGCUCGAGAGGACGGGAAGAAGAUCGUCUAUAUAGGAUUCGGAUCUAUCGUUGUGUCGGACCCGUCUGCGCUGACACGAACAGUCGUCGAGUCGGUGCUGAAAGCAGACGUCCGCUGCAUCCUUUCUAAAGGAUGGUCAUCUCGUCUAGGCGAUCCAGCUAGCACGAAGUCAGAAAUCCCGCUGCCGCCUGAGAUUCACCAGAUUCAAUCCGCUCCUCAUGACUGGCUAUUCUCGCAAAUCGAUGCCGCAGCACACCACGGUGGUGCCGGAACGACCGGGGCAAGUCUUCGUGCCGGCGUACCAACCAUUGCCAAGCCCUUCUUUGGUGACCAAUUCUUCUUUGGUAACCGGAUCGAAGAUUUGGGGGUUGGUAUAUGCAUGAAGAAGCUAAACGUCAGCAUUUUCUCUCGCGCGCUAUGGACAGCUACCCAUGAUGAGCGUAUGAUUGUGAGGGCAAGGAAGCUCGGGGAGAGGAUACGAAGUGAGGAUGGCGUGGCCACUGCUAUUCAAGCGAUAUACCGCGAUCUCGAAUACGCAACAACGCUAACUCGACAGCGGUCCAGUAUUUCAUCUACGCCGUUCUCACCCACGCCAACAACAGGGAUGGCAGAUGAGAACGCGGAUGACGAUAUCGGCGACAUUGAAGAAUGGACCCUUGUUAGUGACGAAGAAGAUCUAGAUUUUACGAAGCGAGUGCGAGACAGAGCGGACGAUCACCCUGAACGACUUUUCCUGGGUGAUUGA